UGUUUCUCAACCACUGUAGACGCUUCAUUGUAGGCUGCAGCGGUCAUUGACCACCAGAAGUGACUCCGGGUUACAGCAGGACAGAAAGUCAGCAGGCAGACGUUCAGAGAUUGAGUCCAGCAGUCCCGAUGGCAGACAGUAUGAAGACUAAUGAGGCUGAAGCUGCAGCAACAGAAGCAGCUAAUGAAGAGCAGCAGACUGUCGUUUCACGUGUGAGCAACUUGCCCCUGGUCAGCUCUGCCCGCGAGGUGGUUUCCACUGCCUACAGUAGCACCAAAGACAACGUGCCCUUGCUGAAGGGAGUGAUGGAUGUGGCCGAGAGCGGAGUCCGAACCCUGGGAGCUGCAGCUAGCAUGGGGUCCAAGCCCAUUCUGGACAUGAUUGAACCACAGCUCGCCACAGUGAAUGAGUAUGCUUUAAAAGGACUGGAUAAGAUGGAAGAGAAGCUGCCGAUUCUUCACCAAUCAGCUGAUAAGGUGGUGUCAGACACAGUAGACAUGGUGUACCAGUCGAUGGCAGGAGCCAAAGACGCCGUGGUGGGGGCUGUGAUGGGUGGUGUUGAGCUGACCCGGGCAGCGGUCAGCGAAGGUAUCAACACAGUCAUGGGCACAAGGAUGGGCCAGAUGGUCAGCAGCGGGAUGGGCCUGGCCCUCAGCCGAUCGGAGGACUGGGUUGACCAGCACCUGCCGCUCACUGAGAAGGAGCUGGCUGCUGUGGCUGAACCCACCAGCUCUGAGGUGAUUGCCUCUUCAUCUAGCUCCAGCUACUUCGUUCGUUUGGGGAAACUCUCUGCCAAGGUACAGGAGAGGGCGCUGGAGCAUUCCCUGGUCCGUGCACGGAGAGCAAGGGAUGCCACGUAUACUUUAGUGGCUCAGAUUACCAACACACUGGACCUGGUGGAGGAGAGCACCCGUGCCAGUCUGGACACAGCCAGUAAUCAGUUAGCAGGAGCCUCCGAGCAGCUGCAUCAGAGCUGGACCGAAUGGAAGCAGAAACAGGAAGGAGCGGGUCAGAGUGAAUCAGAGCCAGACGGGUCCAAACACGAAUCUGAGCAACUGGAAUGGCGGGCCCUUUCUAUGGUCCGGGGUCUGAGCGACCAGCUGAGGUCAGCAUGCUCCAAUGUGGUUUCAAGUGCUCAGGGUCUGCCGGGUACAGUCCAGGAGCAGCUGGCCAGCGCACGGCGAGCCGCCGAAGAGCUGCAGUCCUCUCUGGGGAAUGCAAGCACCAUCACCCCCCACCUUAUGGAGGGAAGCCGCCACCAUUUGAAACAGGUUCAGCAGUCUCUGGAUGGUGUCAUGGAGUAUUUACUGCACAACACACCACUCAACUGGCUGGUAGGACCUUUUGCUCCUCAGAAGGGAGAGAAAGAAGAGCAUGAUGAGGCGAUGGAGCAAACUGGUCCAAAACAGUAGACACUGAGACUGUUUAUUGCCUUCUUUUCGUUUUCUGUUGAUGAAAACAUUCCUUCAUUAGUUUAUUCAGCCAAAAUGCUAUGUAAAAUGUAUAUUAUGUACUCAUCCUAAUUCUUCAACUUUGACUUUGUAAGAUUUAAAGAUGGCAUAAGGAAUGUAGUUAAUUUCAGCAAAAAUGUGAUGUUUGUCUCUAAAUUUUCUUCACUUGAAUUUUUUGGUUGAACAUUGUGGUAAAAGUACUUUGACAUUUUUAAAGAUGAAUGCAGGUUUGUUUGGUUUCCUUUGUCAGUAUUCAGAUUGUUCCAAAACUGUAACAAACGUUAACUGAGUUAAAACAGUUCAUGCCACAUUUCAUUUGCUUUGAGACUUGGAAAACAAAUCUCAUGAUCUUGUAUUUGAAUGUAAAACGGUAAAGUGUUAAGUUAUCACUGAGGUUAAUAUUCAAUAAAUUUAACAGCAAAGUGUCAAA
Nothobranchius furzeri (turquoise killifish) is the source of this 1881-nucleotide messenger RNA. It is a transcript of the gene plin3, whose product is annotated as perilipin 3. Gene Ontology annotation, cellular component: lipid droplet; cytosol. Gene Ontology annotation, biological process: positive regulation of triglyceride storage; lipid storage. The record is from RefSeq and is a predicted model, not a curated record. NCBI's taxonomy places the organism in Eukaryota, Metazoa, Chordata, Actinopteri, Cyprinodontiformes, Nothobranchiidae.